AUGGAUAGAGACGAUAUUACCAACCGUUUGGACAGCGCAUUCGACAAGCUCUGUCUGGCAUCGUAUGCCAAUAAACUUCCCACCUUUUCUGGCGAGAGAGGGGCAGGCGGAUUCAUGCAAUUUCUUGAGAAAUUUCGGGAAAUAGCUAGUAUAAUGGGCCUAACAGAAAAUAAAUCGGUUCUCCUUCUCCCAGCCCACCUUGGAAGGGACCGCGAAAGCAAGAUACUUGACGCAUAUCCCAAUACUCAGUCAUCGGCCGAACGUAAAUUUUUGCAAUCCAUGGUAUUUACCAAUGCUCUCGCUAACCCAAUAAAACAGCGACUGAAGCUUUUAGGCCCUCUACCUACUAACUACGAUAAACUUGUGCAAGAUGCUGAAAGAAUGUGGAAUCUGACUAAGACUGAUCCCGAUUCUUUAGGGGAAGGGGUACUAAUUGCAAAAAUGGAUAGAGUCUUGGAUCAGAUAUCCGCAACGAGAAACUUUGUAACCACUAAUUCUGCAUACACACCCAAACCUAACGCCCUUAGCUUCCGUAACUCAAGCCGGCCAUAUAAUUCCAAGUAUCAACCAAGAGCCAUAAUUAGCUUAUAUAUAACUCCAAUAACCGCAUACUCUCUUCAGUAUCAACUUUGUGCCGCAGGAAAAUCUGGAUGGCCUAUCGCCUAUCCUGACCCUUUACAAUGCACAACCUCUCCCAAUACAUCCGACAUAUUACUUACCUCGGCCAAUCUUUACGUAGAGCGCACCGAACCCCUUUUGAUACCGGCAUAUCAUUGUUUCAACAAAACUAGAAAAAUAUGUGCUUCCUCAUAUUUGCACGUUUCUUUCUCAGUCAAUAGUGAUGAGGAAUCAAUGACUCCCAUUGAUCCCUGCCCUUGCAAAACAAUAACACAAACCAAGAAAUACAUGGGAAUCCCUCUUGAACCACUUUCACAUAAUGUUUUUGGCUCGGAAAAUCAAGUCCACUACUCAUAUCCAUGGUUUUUCGGAGAAAAAUGCACACUCACUACUAACUUAUAUUAUGAGCAAGGAGAAAUUGCCACUUUCGAUGGAGAACAUUUAAUAGGCCAAUUUGGAAAUAUGGCACCAUUGCAACAUUGGCAAAAACCAAUGUUUUCUGUCCACACGGCACCGUUAUAUGGAACCGUCCAGCAAUGGAUACCCCACUCUGCCGAUUCACUAAAGCAGUUGAAGGAGUAG
This is a messenger RNA of Ostertagia ostertagi, 1200 nucleotides long. Lineage: Eukaryota; Metazoa; Nematoda; Chromadorea; Rhabditida; Trichostrongylidae. The record is from the annotation of a GenBank genome assembly.